AUGUUGUCUCGGCUCCCACGAGUUGCCACUCUUCAAGGUAUAGUUAUUCCAAGUGCCUUCCCAGUUCACUUCAGAAGAAAAAUUCGGAAUCUUAGAAUAUUUGUUGAUCUCCUGAUGUUUCUCAUGAGACGCCUGCAUGCGUGAUCGAUUUCGCCCGAUCACGUUUGCAACUGAUAACGAAUAGUGAGCGAAGUAGAGACAAAAGGAAUUUCUGGCUUCAUAAACUAUUAGAAUUUAUGAAGUGUUUCAUAGAAAGAAGUUUUUGAAUCAAGCCAAGUCUACAUGUCUUAUUGGUAACUUUCGAUUAAGAUAAGUUAAUAUUCUUCAUUUAUCACGUUUUUAUGUCGAAAAAGAUAGGCAAGGAGACGGAAAAGUAGAAUGGAAAAAUCUUUUUGCUUAUUUGAGCACGCUUUGUUUAUGAGAAACGGCCAAAGUGGAUGAAAAACGAGGAAAAGAGCCAUUUUUCCAGCUCGAAAUGCCUCGGCCAUCGCUUCUCAGGAGCCGUCGGCGCCUUCGAUGAAAACCGCCGUGCCAGGACCCAAAUCCAAGCAGCUCCGCGAGCAAAUGGACCCCAUUCACGUCGGUUUUUCUUGGUUUUGAAUGAGCUGGGUUGGGAAUGAGUCCUAUUUUUAGGGAAUAAAAAUUAGAAGGAAUGUUCAAAAUUUUAUUUCGACGUUUUUUCUAGGGUCUCUCGAGUGUAAGAUGAAAAAUACUGAUCAUUUUCCUGAAAAGCUAGUUAAAAAAACUUUUUCCUUUGAGUAGUGCCGUUCUGAGAAAAAAAAAUUUGAGAAGCGUUUUUUUUCAAAAGAGAAGCUCAAUCUUCACCUUCAAAACUUUCCCAACUUUAAAUUCAAAAGAAAAGAAAGGGUUCUCUCAGCCAAAUUUGAAAAGAAAAAGUUUUAAUGGAAUUUUUUUCAAAGGAAUGUUUAAAGAGGUACUAUGAAAAAAAUAAUGUUUUUUUCGACUUUCUGAAUUUCUGGUGGGAAUUUUUUUCAAAAAGUGAAGAAAUUUUCGAUUGAUCAAGUUUUUUUAGAAAAAAAUUAAAAAGUUCUGCUGAGUCUCAGAAAAAUCAAAAGAAAAUCUUGAGUAUUAGAGCCUCACUGCCAGGAGGUGUAUCUAUAAUUUGAGUCAAGAAUUUGAAAAUUGAGCUUAUUCCCUGCUUAAUCCUCUGAUAGUGUUUAUGUGGUGUGGUGCAAUGUUGCGCGUCCUUCUGUCGAAUUGAGCCAAGGUCGAGAGCCGCGAUAUCGGUUGUUACAACGAGAGGCGACACCAAUUGUCCAAUGAGCAUUUGAACUCUGGGUGAUAUGCUGCGAAUUCGAAAACUGGGAGAUGUCUGGGGGGGAUUAAUGGGACCUCGAAAUGAUGCCCUGGAGGGGAUAGAGUGAAUUGAAUGAGAUUGGCAAAAGUAUGAGAAUUUCUUAAGAAUUUGAAAAAAAAGAGGAAGCUGAGAAAAAAGAAGCUUCUACACUAGUUUUUUUGAUGGUGCAUUUUUUUCGCUCAUUAAACUAAAAUUUUUAUAUAUAAAAAUUGCCAAAACUUCUUGACUCUCAAAAUAAAAAAAUGAAUAAAACUUCAUAUCAAUUCUGAUUUUGCCGAAAGUGUUAGGAGGUUUAUGCAGUCUUGAAAGUGAUUCCGCAAAAUUCAAAUAAGCCGUUGGAGAGUGAAAAAGAUAACGAAACUUUGGAGGGUCAGAGAUCAUUUUGAACUUUGCGGAAAUUACUUUGGUCGCGGCGUUUAUAAAUUUUUUUAAACCGCCCUUAUAAUCUGCAGAUAGAGAUGGAUUUAGUUUCAAAUCUAGAAACAUCUUCACAUAUCGAAUUCAAAUCAAAAUCAAUGAAAAUUGAAGAAAAAAUAGUCUUUUAAGUUUAUGUCUUAUUGUCUCCCUCGCAGACAUUUCUCAAAUAAUGUAUAUUUUUUUCAAAUUUUUCAAUUAAAAAAACACCAUUCCAGGUUUUUGAAAUACUUGGAAGUAAUAUAAAUGAACUUACGGUUUCAACCUUCGAGUAAAAAAAAGAUUAACAUUUAUGGGGAUUCUAUUGCAAGGGUAAUUAUGUUAAUUUCAGCAAACGGCAUCUGUGCGGAUGUUCGUCGACUUCGAGAAGUCGUUCGGAAAUUACAUCGUCGACGCAGAUGGUGAUUCCUCAUCGAGGAAAUAGAUUGACGUCUUUUUCUUCUCAGGAAACACGAUGCUCGACAUUUACACCCAAAUUUCCUCGCUUCCGCUUGGAUAUAACCAUCCUGAUCUGGUGAAGGCCGCUGCUGAUCCCAAGUUUAUCGUGAGUUGUGAAUAAUAUUUUUAAUUGUUUAAAAAAAUUCUUGUUAAUCUUCGUUCAAAUAUAAUUUUUUUGUAUGUUUCCUGAUUCGUUCAAAAUUAAUCUAACAAGUUUUUUUAAAAUAAGGAUAUACAAAAAAAUGAGAAUUUUGUCGUUACUUCCAAUUUGACAAUUGAAUAUAAGUUUAUUAUAAGUAGUAAUAAAAAAAAUUUUUAGUAGGAAACUAAAAAAAGCAGGAAUUUUUUUCGAAAUUUUUUUGUUGGUCUUUUCAUCUUCAAAUCUGGCCGCUGGUCCGAGUUUAUUAUAAGUUGCAAUUAUUUUUUUGAAAAAAACUUAGAAUUCUCAUUUUUUUCUGAACUGUUUCGUUCUUCUUUAUUUUUUUUUGUGCUCUGAUCUUUUUAUAGCUUUUUUUUAAACUUUUGUUUUUGAUCUGAAAAAGCAUUCUUCAAUUUUUUCUUUUUCAACAAGUACAUAUAAAACGAAAAACUAUCAUUUUUCGCUACUUCAACUUCUCUUUAACAGACCUCCUUGGUGUCGAGACCGGCGUUGGGCUCCUUCCCACGAACGGACUUCCCUUCAGGAAUCAGCCACGCCCUCACUUCCAUCGCUCCAAAAGGACUCAAGGUAAAGCCAAUUUUUUUAUGAGAAAAUAAAUAUUUAUGUAUACUUCCAGGCCGUUCAAACGAUGCUCUGCGGCACUUCGGCCAAUGAAAACGCCAUCAAACAGGCUUUCAUUUGGUAUCGUUUUUUUUUUUUCAGAGUAUUUUUUGAAGAUACCAUCUAUUCGGAGUCUUUUAACCUUAAUUUUCGAGAGUCAGAGCUUAAUAUUUUAUUUAUAAAGCCCUUCCUAUUAUUUUCUAGAGUUAAUUUCAACAUUGUGAGUCUAUUUUCUUGAAUAGUUUUGAUUUGAGCUCAGUAUUCUGAAAGUAGUUUGAAUUUUAGGUCAGUUUUUGUCAAGUAUUAUUAAAUUUAGGAUGAUUUUUUUAGAUGUUUUUUUCCUGAUUGGUCAGAACUUCAUAGUUUCUUUUUUCGAUUUUUCCAGUUCAGGGUAUUUUUCUCGAGUAAUUCCUUUUUCAAUUAGACUCUCCCAAAAUUCUUUCCUUGCAUUGCUCUCCGUUUUCAAGCCUAGUGAAGCCAAACAAAGGGUUUUUUUUGCGGAAACUAAACUUCUUAUAUCUCCCGACCCACAAGCUCCACUAGGAAAACCGCGUAUCAAUUAAAUUUCCUUGAAAAGUGCGUUUUUCAAACUUUUCUCAGUAUCCAGUGUAUAUCACAUAAUGAAUUAAUAGGUACAUGGCACAGCGACGCGGUGGCGCCCCUCCAGACGCGGCUCAUCUCGAAAGUUGCAUGGUUCAACAGAAGCCUGGAACGCCCAGUCUUUCCGUUCUGGGUUUCCAGGUUGAUGCUCAAAUUUUUCAGAAAACUUCAACUGAAUUUUCACUUUCAGGGAUCUUUCCACGGCCGCUCCUUGUGCAUGCUUUCCGUCACCCGCAGCAAGGCUAUUCAUAAGGUUUUUUUUUCAGAAUUUUUGAGAAAUUAGUUGCGAAGAAAUCGUUUAUGUUUCUUAAUAAGAAUUUGAUUCAUGGAAAUUGCAAUUUUAUCGUUUUUUUCAAAUUUUUUUCAAAAAAAGCGUCAAUUUUUUUCUUUUUAAAACCUUUUUUUCAUUUCUUAUAAAAUUUUGAGGUGGAGAAAAAAAGUUGAAGAUUUCAGGUCAAAAGGCAUUUUAUGAGAAUUUUUAGAAUAUGAAUUAGGAGAAUUUUUUUACAGUCAUAACUAUGAAAAAUAUGAAAAUAUAAGCUUUUUUUCUGAUAAUUCCCUUGAUCAUUUUGAUGAUUUUAUAGACCUCUCUAUUCUCUUGACAUUCGAUGAAAAAAUCAACGACUUCAGGUCGACAUCCCCGCUUUGGACUGGCCGAUCGCCAAGUUCCCUCGCUACAAGUACCCACUUAAGGACAACAAGGAGUACAACGACGCCCAGGACCGCGAGUGUCUGAAAGACGUCGAGGAGAAGAUCCAGGAGUGGAAGAAGAAGGCAAAUUCUGACUUUUUAAAAUUAUAUUCUUCUCCCUGAACAAUCUAGCGCAACUAGCUUAGGAAGGGGGUUCCGGUCCCUAUAAGACUUGAGAAGAAACAUCUCUCUUCAAUUCCAUUCGAGCCUUGACGUCUUCAGGACAACGACGUCGCGGCAAUCAUCGUCGAGCCGAUCCAGGCCGAGGGCGGCGAUCACUACGGCAGUCCUCAGUUCUUCCAAGGCCUCCGCGACAUCACCAAGAAGAACGGCGUCGUGUUCAUCGUCGACGAGGUUCAGACGGGAGGCGGAGCCACCGGAGACGUCUGGGCCCACGCCCAUUGGAACCUCUCCUCGCCGCCGGAUAUCGUCACCUUCUCGAAGAAGCUUCUCACCGGUGGAUACUACUACGCUGACCAUCUCAAGGUCAAGGAGGUGGGUCGCGAAUUUCGCCAUGGUGACCAAAUUAUCUAAAAAAAUAUUUUAAUAAUUUCAAAGUGGUGUGUCUGGUUUCUGCCAAGAAGGUGAAAAAAUCUCAAAUAAUUUUUUUUUUCAUUAAAAAAGUAGGACAGAUUCUCAUUUGCAUACGGUUUUUUUGGUAUUAAUUAAUAUAUUUAUAUUAAGGUCAGAUAUAACCAAGUCCCCCAUCUCAAAGUCGAGAAGGCGUGUUUAAGCAUGUAAAAAAUCUUGGUUUCUUUCAUUUUACACCUUUCUCAAGAAUUUUUCAAUAGAAGGAAAACGAUGACUAACCCUUUUGAAGUACUUCUCAACGGUAUUGUAUGCGAAAUUCCUGACCCUUUUUACUUCAAAAAAACUCAAUGAUUUUUUUAUGUUUAGGGUCUCUAUAGCUGAUGAAAAACUAGCUUUUGAAAGUUUUGAUCGUAAGGAGUUCAAGUUUAUCAUUCGAUAGAGCUUCCAAAAAUAAUUUCGAACGAGGAUUUUCGAGUAAUUAAAACCACUAAUUAGAGUUGUUUCCCCCUAUUUUCUUCCAUAAAAUAAUUUGAAACGGAAAUUGAGGAAUAAUUUAAGGGCUACCGAAUCUACAACACGUGGUGCGGUGACCCGACGAAGCUUUACCUGUUGGAAAAAGUCGUCGAAGUGAUUCAGAGGGACAAUCUCAUCGAGAAGACCAAGUCGGUCGGCGAAAAGUUCCAGAAGGCUCUCGCCGAGCUUCAGGUAUACUUUUAGAGCUUAAAAAGGGAUUCACGGUUUGAAUAUCUUCAGGCGUCGCACAGCUCCAAAUUGUCGCAGGCGCGUGGUCGAGGAACUUUCGCCGCCAUCGAUUUGCCGACUUCUGCUCUCAGGGACAAGCUUGUCGAUACUGUGAGUUUUUAGAAGUGUCCAAGAAAAGUUGAGGAUUAACUACAACUUUUGAUUUAAAAAAUGGCCCCCAAGACCAUAUAGCUGAUUCACGGCUGGCUUGAGCCAUUUGAAAAGGUCUUACCACGACAAAAAUCGCGCUUUUUUGGUAGAGGGCACAGACAGACCCAAGCUACUUGAUUCAUGAUUAAAAAAAAACCCCUUGAGAAAACAUUUUGAGGCGGAAAAGUGGCCUAAAUUCGGCCUGCACUUAGAUCUGCAAAAAGAUGAAGCUUUUGAAUUUUACGGUUGCAAAAUGAAGUUCCAUUGUACUUUAUCCUGAAAAGGAUCUUCUAGAGAGCUUUUUGAGAACUUUCAGAAUAUUCGCUGCAGGUCAGUUGCAACUUGAUGACAAAUAAAAAAAAUAUGAAAAAAAUUUUGAAAAAAAUGAGCGAAUAAAAAAAUUUCCGACUGUUUUUAGAUCCCUGUAUCAAAAAUAACUACUUUUUUUGAGUAUUCCGAUUUAUUUAAUUUAUUCUGUUUUUUUCUCUGGUGUGCGAAACAAUACCCCAAAGAAAAAUUUUUUUAGAAGUGUUCUUUUCCGGCGGUAAACAGACUCUCUAGUUUGACGGUUCAGCUUCAAAAUGAUAAUAAAUCUAAAAUAUUAUUGUCAUUCGAAAGAUUUCAUAGCUUUAAUGAAUGAACAGGUCCGUAAAGAGGUUCGCUUCGUAGAAAACUCAAAAAUAUAUUAUUUUUUUCAAAAUUUUCAGGCGAUCGCCAACGGUCUCCACUGCGGCGGCUGCGGCGACAAGACGUUGAGAUUCCGUCCGGCGUUGAUUUUCGGCGAGAAACAUCUCGAAAUCGCCUUCGACAUCCUCGACAAAUCCGUCAAGCAAAUCUAA
Messenger RNA from Caenorhabditis auriculariae, 6481 nucleotides. Lineage: Eukaryota; Metazoa; Nematoda; Chromadorea; Rhabditida; Rhabditidae. The record is from the annotation of a GenBank genome assembly.